AUUAACAGCCGUCAGAAAGACGAGAAGAAAAGACCUUUCUUUUCAGUUUCCUCUAAAGCUAAUACCGAUUGUGAGUUUGUUUUGUUUUGUUUGUGUAACGAGAAAAGCGAGUGAUAGCAAAGGGUGGUUAUAAUGGCGGAUGGUUGUGCACUUGACACCGAGAAGUACUCUCUCUUAGAGGAUUUCAAUGUCGAUGUCGAAGUGGAGAAGCAAGAGUUCGAGACGUUCUCUCUCUGCUUCUGGGUUUAUCUCUUGGAUUCCACCACGUACCCUUCUACAAUCAUCAGACAGGUUCAUUCCGACAUGAGUUUUAGUGCGCCUUUCCUGGUGCUAGAUGAAAACAAGAAGAUGAUCCUUUUGCCAUUGACACUGCUUCACAAGGAAGCUCCUGACCCUGUAAACACUGCUUCUUGGACCGAGGUUCCUAACGUUUCUACAACUGCUGAGUUUCCUCUUCAAAGAUGGGUUCAUGUUGGUUGUGAGGUUUCUAGAAACUACAUGCGCCUUUAUAUAUGUGGAAAGAAGGUAGGAGAGAAAGUCUUGACUUCUGUAAUGACCAAUGGCACAAACUCAGAUAAUGUGCGAAGGGUUUCGCUGUUCAGUGUUGGUGGAGAUGGUUAUAGCGUUCAAGGUUUCAUCCACUGUGCACAAGUUUUACCCUCUACUGUCCAUGUAAACAAUCAUUACACAAAGGACCCACCUCUAUGGUUAUCUGUUGAGAAGCCAUCUACCUGUGAAGUAGAUGAAGAUGGUGUUUGGAGUAUCGUUGGCGAAAAGGCAUCUUGCGGGAUGAUUUUUUCCUUGGAUGUUGUUUUAUCAAAUGCUAUUGGACAACCUGUGCGCAAGGAUGUGCAGGUUGUGGCUUCUCUACUGUAUGCUAAUAGCGGGACGCCUGUAGAGAAGACUAGUGACUUGGAGGCUCCCCUUCUUGUAAGCUAUGAUGGCGUUGAGUUCUCAGCGGAAGAUAAACCGUGCACCUUAUUGAACGGAUGUGCUUCCUUGAAGCUCAAAAUAUCUCAGCAUUAUUCCAAGUGUGACAAGAGACUGUUCUGCAUCAAAUUCGAAAUACCGAACAAUGGUUCUUACCCGUUCCUAGAAGCUUUUACCAACCAAAUGCGUUGCAUCUCAAGGACCGGUGGUGAUUCUGUUACCCCUAAAAGGUUGAGUCCUUUAGUUGAAGGAGUGCCAUCGAGGAAUGGAGCUUCAGAUAGCUCCUUGUCUAUGAAACGAAUCAAAUUGGGAGAAGAAAAGAUUCCUGAGAGCGAGUUUGAGGGUGGAAAUGGUACUAGUAUGGAAUGGGGACCUCAGAACCAGGACGAAGAAGAAGAAGAAGAAGAAGAAGAAGAAGAAGAUCAAUCUUCAACUGACUCAGACAACACUGAAGUUAGAGGCUCGAUGGGUUCUAGAAGAUAUACAAUCUCAGACUCGACGAUUUUCAAAUACUGCCUUGGAAACUUGACAGAGAGAUCUCUUAUUAUGAAGGAAAUCACAAACAACGCAGGGGAUGAGGAAGUUUCUGAGUUUGCAGAUCAAGUUUCUCUCUACUCCGGCUGCUCCCAUCACGGUUAUCAAAUCAAAAUGGCGAGAAAGCUGAUAGCAGAAGGAACAAAUGCGUGGAUUCUGAUCUCUCGGAACUAUCAAAAUGUUCAUUGGGACAAUGUGGUGAUUGAGAUUGAAGAACAUUUCAUGAGAAUAGCUAACUGCAGCAGUAGAUCUCUCACUCACCAGGAUUUUGAGCUACUAAGGAGGAUAUGUGGAUGCUAUGAUUACAUAACUCAAGAGAAUUUUGAGAAAAUGUGGUGUUGGUUGUUCCCUGUUGCUACUUCUAUAUCGAGGGGAUUGAUUAACGGGAUGUGGCGCUCUUGUUCGCCUAAAUGGAUAGAAGGGUUUGUUACUAAAGAAGAGGCGGAACAUUCACUUCAAAGUCAAGAACCGGGCACUUUCAUCCUCAGGUUCCCUACUUCAAGAAGCUGGCCACAUCCUGAUGCUGGCUCCUUGGUUGUGACUUACGUUGGUCGUGAUUUCGUUAUUCGUCAUCGAUUGCUUGCUGUCGAUCACAUCUGCGAUUCUAGCGAAAGGUAUACAGAUGCGAAACCGUUGCAAGAUAUGCUAUUGGCGGAACCUGAGCUAUCUCGGCUUGGAAGGAUCGUAAGGAGCAUUUGAAUGUCAAACACACUCUUACAAUCAACUGUCUGUUAUUAUUGAGGUUUCCUUAAUACUUUUUGCUAAGUCUCUUGUUGAUACUAACUUCUGUAAAGCUCAGUGAUUUUAAAAUCAAUUAGUGGAAAGCAAAGUUGUGUUUUCUUAAAAGAAAUGUGGUGUUGGUUGUUCCGAGUUCCGACAUUACGAGGUUUCUUUAAAACUUUUUGCCAAGU
Brassica oleracea var. oleracea is the source of this 2375-nucleotide messenger RNA. RefSeq lists its product as uncharacterized. The coding region runs from base 133 to 2163 and encodes 676 amino acids. Gene Ontology annotation, biological process: regulation of transcription by RNA polymerase II; signal transduction. The record is from RefSeq and is a predicted model, not a curated record. Gene Ontology annotation, molecular function: DNA-binding transcription factor activity, RNA polymerase II-specific; RNA polymerase II cis-regulatory region sequence-specific DNA binding. NCBI's taxonomy places the organism in Eukaryota, Viridiplantae, Streptophyta, Magnoliopsida, Brassicales, Brassicaceae. The transcript is spliced from 13 exons.